Penaeus indicus is the source of this 6252-nucleotide messenger RNA. RefSeq names its product SET and MYND domain-containing protein 4-like (gene Smyd4-3). NCBI's taxonomy places the organism in Eukaryota, Metazoa, Arthropoda, Malacostraca, Decapoda, Penaeidae. Gene Ontology annotation, molecular function: histone deacetylase binding. Gene Ontology annotation, cellular component: cytoplasm; nucleus. The transcript has 13 exons. The record is from RefSeq and is a predicted model, not a curated record. Bases 36 to 2165 code for a protein of 709 amino acids.
AUCAUUUUCUCUCCAGACUUCAGCGACCCGUCAGCAUGGCGAAUGCAAUAGAAGCGCCCCUCCUGAAAUCCACCAGGAUGCUGCAGGAUAGCGAGAUGCCGGGUUUCUUCAAGGACUACUUUAGGGUCAUCCGGAAGUCGGUGUCCAACGACGAGUUCAACCAGUUCUCGAAGCUCAAGACGGACGCCGAGCGAGUCAAGUUCAUCUUCAACCUGCCCGCGGCGCACGAGAUCGACAUCCAGACGUUUUACAAGGGCAAAUCCGAGAAAGAGGCCAUGGAAAAGAAAGAGGCUGGGAACAAGCUCUUUGGGAGAAAGAAAAAUAUGGAGGCACUUAAAUUAUACAGCCAGGCGGUGGUACAUGCACCUGUGCCGACGGGUAAAUAUUGGAGGUUAAUCAAGGAAUGCGCGGACCCGAGGAAGAUGACACUCUAUGCCAUCUGUCUUGCCAACCGGUCAGCCGCGCUUUUCCACCUGAAGGAGUUCUACUAUUGCAUUAAGGAUAUCGACGAGGCUUUAGAACAUCAUUAUCCUAGGGAACUCAAGCACAAACUAUACAAGCGGAAGGGGCGACUCCUUGUCAACAUGAGGCAGUACGUGGAUGCUCGGGAGGCCUACCGACAGGCCCUGAAGUGGCUGGACUGGGCCAAGGUCGAGCGUGAGAAGAGAAUCGACCUGCAGGGUGAUGUGCAGAAGUGGCUGAAGAUGUUCGAGGGGUCGAAAAACUUGGUGAAUCAUGAAAACGAAUUCGACCCUUCCAUCCUGCUCCCCAAAGUCCCCGAGCUCUGCCAGGGCAAGAACGAACAAUACCCAUCCCUCAGCAAAAAGAUCACCGUUAACGAGGACAACAAUCAGGGUCGUUACGCCGUCGCCAAGGAGGACAUCGAACCUGGAGACGCCCUUGUCACUGAGAAGCCGUACGCCUCCGUACUACUGAGGGAGGAGUUCGGAAGCCACUGCCAGAACUGUUUCAUGCUGACGAAAGCGCCUGUUCCCUGCAAGAAGUGUUCCAGCGUCCUGUUCUGCUCGGUGGAAUGUCGCAACGCCUCCUACUUCCACCAAAUCGAGUGCUCGAUACUGGACCUCCUCGUGGGUUCCGGCAUGUCCAUCAACUGCUUCCUGGCCCUCAGGAUCAUCACGCAGUCGCCCCUCUCCUUCUUCCUCGAGAUGCAGGACAAGCUCGAGAAUGAGAAGCUGAAGGAGACGACAGAGGCCAAGGAAAUCUACGACCCCACAGACUUCUUCCGUCUGUACAACCUCGUCACCCAUUCUGAACAGAGGACCCCUGAGGACUGGUUCCAUCGCACCUGCAUGGUUGUCUUCUUACUGAAAGCUCUGAAGAAGACCAAGUACUUUGAGGACAAGGGUACACAGAUCAAUUACCCACUUUUUAAGGAUAAAGUGGACAAGGUGAAUGAUGUCGAAGCCUACAUUGGGGCUCUGCUUCUCCACUUCCUUCAGGUGGUGCAAUUCAAUGCUCAUGAAGUCUCGGAGUUUGUGACGUUAACCCCCAAGUGCUUGACUGGAGCCAAGAACGAGACGAUUGGUGCUGCUAUUUAUCCUACACUUGCCCUUUUCAACCACUCCUGCCAUGGUGCACAAGUCAGGUACUUCAGCGGAAACCGUGUAAUUACCAAGGCCAUAAGACACAUCGCCAAGGGAGAGAUCGUCCCGGAGAACUACGGUCAGCACUAUGCCUCAAAGAACAAGAGUCAGAGGAGGAAUGCCCUGCUCGACAGAUACUGGUUUGAGUGCAGCUGUGAGGCUUGUCAGAAGGACUGGCCUCUGUUCAAGGAAAUGGAGCACAAAGUGAUGUACUUCAAAUGCCACAAAUGCCAAGGUCCAUUGCCAGUCAACAUUGCCCAGACAGUCAUACCAUUCUUCAAGUGUGACCGCUGUGGAGAUCAGACAAACAUCUUGGGAGCUCUGAAGAACUUGCAGAACACUGAGCAGACAUUCAAGGCCGCAUGUAAAGAGAUGGAGACCUUCGACUUAGAGAAGGCCGAAUCUCUCCUCGUCGAGAACAUGAAGCAACUGGAUGCGGUCCUAUACCCUCCUUACAGGGACUACCACCUCACCCAGGAGGCUUACAUGCGUUGCUGUCUCCACGCGGGUAACCACAGAGUAGGAGAUCCCAAGCCUGACCCUAAGCCCGAAGAAUCCUAAGCCGGAAGACGAGAGAAGAGUCGUUCAAUGCAGUUUUUUUUUUUUCUUUUUUUUUUUUAAGGAUGGAAACAGCUUUACUUCUGAGGCUUGUCAAUGGCCAUGUGUUUUAGUGAAAGUUACACAUUUGUAUAUCAGGACAACUGUUAUUAUUGUAAGGUCAAUAGGUGAAAUGUUUCUACAAAUCCUAUAUACAAAAGCACCAUAGUUUUGACUAGGCUGCUGCGUAUGUAGUAAAGUCUAUUGAAAUUAAAAGUCAUUUAUUACAUUAAGGUUAAAGAAAAAGAAAUGGUAUUAGUUGUAUUGCUUUGCUGAGCAUGUUAUUUGCUUAAGCGUUUAAUUAAGGUAAUGAAUUGGGAUUGAUUCUUAUGAAAGUCUUUAAGAAAUAUUAGAGUUAAAAGGUACACAUUAUUCUUGUCCUGGAAGAGUGAAUUUUCACUCGCAUAUAUAUGAUAGUGUAAUUUGAAUGUAUAUUGUAAGAUAUUUCUUUUAGAUUUUUUCUCUAAGAGUUGGUAGAGAUAAUAUUUCCUGUCUAUGGAAUAUUGCUAUAAAUCACUGACUGGCAAUGUGUUUCCUUCAAACCUUGAAAGAAACUGAGGGUGACCGUAAAUAUCUGUACAUUUUUGUUACACGUGGUGGAACAAUGACAAGAAAAUUUGGAGAAUGCGCAUGAAAAAGUAUCAACUGGAAUACAUUCUUAAUGACACAAGGGAAAUGAUUAUCAAUUAGGAAAACCGAUUAAUUAUUGGAUGGCAUAGUAUUCUCCUUAAAUUUUGACCCAUACUAAGGAUCAUUGUAAAAAUCAGUACAGUGAUUAUGUGUAUAUGAGAAAUAAAGUAAUAUUUAAUUACACUAUAAACAUAGUCACAAAGCUCAUGGCUGCUUACAGUCGCACAUAAAAACUUUAUUAUAAGGUCCAGAGAGCGAGUGUCAAAAGAGUAUUUAUUCAACCAUCAGAAACAUAUCGUAAGUUGGUCAGUUUGGCUGAUGUGUUAGAGAGAAGUUUCACACUGAUAGAACAAAGAGCGAAAUCUCCCAAAAGAGAAAAAUAAAAAGAAGUACAGCCAAGUUAGUCUCUGCCAUAAUAAUGUUUUUGGACAUAAGCAUUAGGGGAUGUAUGAUAGUAGACACUGUGUCCUUUGGUUUUUGCUGAAUGAAGACAUACUAGAAGGAAUUAAAAAUGCACUUUCUUCUCCAGUAAAAGUUAAUGUGAGGAACUUUGUGAAAUUUGCAUUUAAAAAAAGGAACCGAUUACUGUGACGUAGCGUGCCAUACGGAUGUUAACGAAAACUGACGUUUGUUUUCUUCUUUUUUUCAAUUUUCUUGUACGGUAUUUAAACCCCCCCCUCCCUCCUUUUUCUUUUUCUCUCCUCUUCCUCUUUUUACUUUUUUUGUAGUAUCAAUAAUGAUUAAGAUAAUGGUUGUAUGAAUACAAGACGAAGACGUAUUGCAGAAACCUUGAACCUUUAACGAUUUUUAUUAUCUGACGUCCUGUAUGUAUGAGGAAGUACAUAGGUCAUAGGUCGUUCUGUUCUUCAUUCUAUUACAUGUAGGUGUGUAGUCAGCAGUGUUUUUAGUGCCAAAUGAUUGUGUUGAGUAUACCCUGUGCAAUUUAUAAGGUAUGAUGUUCUGCAUUUGUAUUGGAAUUGAAUGAUGUUUUUAAGAAUUAUGUUUUAUCAUUUAAUCUUUUAAAUUGCAGUGUCUCUCCAUUAGUAUUAUUAUAAGUGAUAUUAUACUUAUUUCUAUUAUUAAGUUUAUUAUUAUUAUUAAUAUUAUUAUCACUAUUGUCAUUAUUAUGAUUGUUUUUACCAUUAUUGUAAUUAUUAUCAACUUUUUAUUUUAUCAGUAAUAUUAUUGUUAUUAGCAUUAUUGUUAAUAUUAUUAUUAACAAUAAUAAUAAUUAUUAUAAUUACCAUUAUCAUUAUUAUUAUCGUUAUUGUUAUUACUAUUAUUAUUAUUAUUAUCAUUAUUAUUAUUGUUAUUGUUAUUAUUAUUAUUACUGUUAUUAUUAUUAUUAUUAUUAAUAUUAUUUUUAUUAUUAUUAUUAUUAUCAUUAUCACUAUUAUUAUCACUAUUGGUUAUUAUUAAUUUUAUCAUCAUUACUGAGUUUUAUUAUUAUUGUCAUCAUUUUUCUUCUUACCGAAAUUUUCCCUUUUUCUUUACCUUUUUUUUUUCCGAAGAUAUAGAGUGUUUUCGAAUACAAAUAUUUAGAGCUUUGAUUGUGAAGGCAUACUUGAGGUUUAAACAGUGACUGGAGUUCUGCUUACGAUGGAUAGAUAGCGUCUUGAUAAUUUACUCUUUGUGGUUUUUAUUUCCUAUUUAUUGAUUUUUUUUUUCGAAUGAUACAUAUUCUUAAGGAUAAUGGGAUGUUCCCUGCUUAUCGUAUCAGUAACGAAAUCCACACUGCCAAACGAAAAAGGGAAAUGGAUAAUGAUAAGCGAAUUUUAGCUGUGUAGGGCUAUCUAAAUCAAACAAAAGUCUUAGUGAUAUAAGAGUAAUUGUUAAUCGCUGUAUGCUAAUGAGAGUUAGACUUGCGGGUAGAAUAGGGAAGGUUGAAUAUACCAAAUGUUUAAUUAUACAAUAAAAGGUUAUUUGAUUAGAAUACAUUAACAAAAGAUAGCUGAAGAUGUAAGCCUGGAUUCUGAAAUGCAUAUACAUUCAAACACACUCACACACACACACACACGCACGCCUGUGCACACACGCACACACACACACACACACACACACACACACACACACACACACACACACACACACACACACACACACACACACACACACACACACACAUAUAUACACACAUGCACACACAUACACAGUUUUUAUUUACAUUGCUUCUCUCUUCUUAUAGCAACAUACAAUCUGAUAUAUUUAUUUAUUAUCACUAUAUUCUCGAUAACGAAUCAGUGAGAUUUAUGAUACAUUUCAAGCAACUGAUUAAGUUAGAGGUUUGUUCCUGUUUCAUGCAAAUCUGAGAAAUGUGUCUUUUUUUUUUAUUUGCAUGAUUGUAAAUUGCUCUAUUAGAAAGAUAUUUUCAAUAUUUUUUUUUUUUUUUCUAAUCUUCCAAAAUUAUUUCUUGUUACAAGAAAAUUAUUAAGUUUAAUUCAUAUUUAUUGAUAUGCUUUUUUAAUGUUGCAUUUGUGUCAACCACUCUGUACUGAUCUCAUGGUACGAGUAUUUGGUCCCAAUUAAUGUCUUCUUAGGCAAUAAGAAGUUUCAAACUAAAAUUUGUUGCCUUGUUAUAAUACUGUUCUAAUAUAUUCAGAAACUAAACAUGUUAUUUCAAUAGAUCAGUUAUAUAGUUGAAGCAAAAGUGGAAUAUAAUAUUCACUGUUAUUGAAUCAUAUGAUUAGAUGUUAAGAUGGCCAUUGGUAAGGCAGUAACAUACCGAUGAAUGAGGCGACUAUCGUAUGAUUUUCACAUCAUCUCAUUUACACUAAAUAUUGGUAUUAGAGCCAUUAUCUUGAUAGUUAUCAUCAUUUCCUUAUUAAAUACUUAUGUUUUAGUUUUCAAAAGUUUUCUCAUAGGGUUGAGUAGUUCUCUCUCGAAGAAUAUUUUAAGGAUGUGUUUGAAAAAUAAAAGUACUCACAUAUAUUCUACUUAACUAUUCAUAUACUUGUCUCAUUUUGUCUAGUCGAAGCUGUCACAAGUUGUUUAAAUCUACUUGAAAGAUUUGUGUCUUACUUAUAAGGACAUAUUUUUUACUGUACAUUAUCCAUUGAUAAGUUUACUUGUUUAAUUUUAGGCACAAUACUUUUGUUGCAUAAGUAUCAACAAGAUAUAAUUGCAUGUAUAUGUAUUGGUAUAUUUAGUCAAUAAAGUUUAAUUUAUUAAGCAAGGAAUGUAUUGAACAGAGUAAUGGGUCUUCAUAUACAGAAGUAAUAAUGAAGAUUUUUUCCUACUUUUGUAUCAUAAAAGGUUUAUUCUUACUUUUUUCAUAAUAAAGAAUUGUGUAAUGUAUUCCCGUUUAUAGUAUUUAUCACUUGUGAGCAACUGUAGACAUUUGUUUGAAUUUAAUUAUGCCUUACAUAGUGCCUUUUGUACUGUACUACAACAUGACUAAGAUUAAAAGGAAGGUUUCUGUUGA